Eremothecium gossypii ATCC 10895 is the source of this 744-nucleotide messenger RNA. It is a transcript of the gene PML1, whose product is annotated as Pml1p. The coding region runs from base 1 to 744 and encodes 247 amino acids. Gene Ontology annotation, biological process: mRNA splicing, via spliceosome; maintenance of RNA location. The transcript has a single exon. Gene Ontology annotation, molecular function: protein binding; mRNA binding. Gene Ontology annotation, cellular component: nucleus. The record is from RefSeq and is marked provisional. NCBI's taxonomy places the organism in Eukaryota, Fungi, Ascomycota, Saccharomycetes, Saccharomycetales, Saccharomycetaceae.
AUGGUCGUUUCUUUUUAUCGCCAACAUGAAUUUAUGUGGACGUCGAAAACGAUGGAAUCAGCCUUCCUUCUCAUGUCAGUUGACGGGGGUAUACGCGGCCCUCAGACAAUGUCAAAACGUAGGUUCGGGCGGCAACAGUAUCACACUCAAGAUCAGUAUCCUAGAGAAUACCAUGACCGCGCGAUAAAACGUCCAAGAAAUGUCUAUAGCCGACCGAUAUUGCCUAUAUUUGAGCCAUCUGGCUUACUAGCCCUAGAAUCUAACAAUGAACAAGGCCUCGCGCUGAAACAUGUGGAGCCGCCGGAUGCGGUUUCGCCAGAAGCUUACUUUAAUCAAUGGAAAGUGGCGCGGCCUCAGCGCACACUCUUCGAGCUGUUUCUCUACAGAAAAGGUGCUGGAGAUCAGGCUUUCAAAUCAUGGGUGUUGGAAUCGAAAAGCGCAUACAUAAUCGGAAGAGAUAUGGGCCGUGUAGCGGAAGACCCAGACGAGGAGAAAGAGGUGGUGGUGGCGGAUAUCGGAAUCCCGGAAGAAUCGACCUCGAAACAACACUGUGUCUUCCAGUUCCGCCUAAAACAAGGGUAUCUGGUGCCCUAUAUACUAGAUCUCAGCUCUGCAAACGGUACGCUCUUAAACGGGGCCAUCCUUCCUUCUGCCAGAUACGUACAGCUGCACAGCGGAGAUGUGCUGGAGUUGGCCAACAAGAGUGACGCCACGGAGUACGAACUUGUAUUCGUGGCGGAGUAA